AUGGGCAACAUUGUGUCUAGGGAGCUGCGUGGGCCAAAAGGAGCCAGGGCUUCCGCCGGUCCAGAGCAGCGGCAGGUGACAAAAGCAACAGCCGUCUCUCCCCUGGCUCCCUCUGCUCCUGGAGAAGAAGACAAAGAGGAGCAAAGGAAGCAGGACAGCCGCAAGCGUCAAUCUGUGGUCCCAGCACAGCCUGAUCAUCCCAAGAGAGUCCUUGUAAAGAAUGAGCAGGAACAGACGGCUUUAUCAGAGAUGCCAUGCCAAGCUCAGGGAGAGCUGUUCCCAGCCCGAGAGCAGGAAGAGCAGCUCAGGCAGCAGGUGGAAGAGCCACAGCAGAAUGGCCAGGACAUUAAGGCAGAGCCACAAGCAGAGCUGCCCGAAGUUCAGAGUGCCAUCAUGGCAGUGAAGAGGAGGAACAAAGAAGACAUGAGAAGAAUUCAAGAGGAGACAAAUCUCUAUCACCACAGGAGCGAUCAACAAAACCAGGUAAGUGAGAGAGUGGAAGCCACUCCACUCAUGAAACUUCCUGUCUAUUGUCUCCAGACCAUCGAGGAAGAGGUGCAGGAAGAGCUGCAGAAAACUGAAGCUAGGAUCAAGGUUUUGGAGAAGAGGCAGGAGGAAGAAAUGAAAAUCAUCAGAGAGAAAGUUAAUUCCCUCCCUCAGGCUCUACAAAAGCAAGUGGAAGUGUUGCUAUCUCACCUGGCAGCCUGUGAAGACUUCCGGCAAACAACUGGCAAUGAAGGGCCCCAAGGCUGGCGUGAGGCACAGGCACUGUCCCCACCAGAAGUGCUAGAGGUUCAGCACAUGGGCUCUGGCAGUAAACCUGCAGCUGCUGCAGCAUUACCCCCAGGAACCCAUUCCGUCAAACCUGGGAACUCAAUCUUGGGCAGUUCCUUCAUGUCUUUAACACAGAAGAUUGAGAAGGGGUACCUGGAGAUGCUGGGGAGAAUGGUGACCAUGGGAAAUCCCACGAUUAAAUACACUGAACUGGAACACAUUGGCAGCGGAUCUUUUGGAAAUGUGGUUAGAGCAGUGGACAAUGCCACAGGGGGAGAGGUGGCCAUAAAGAAAAUAAAUAUUCAAGAAAUGAAGAGGAAGCAACUAACCUUUCAUGAAAUCAUGAUCAUGAAGAGGCAUAGGAGUCCCAGUGUUGUGAAUUAUUUAGACAGCUACCUCCUGGGUGAGCAACUCUGGCUGGUUAUGGAGUACAUGGACGGAGGCGCCCUGUGUGAUGUCAUCAGCAAGUGCUACCUGUCUGAAGAGGAGAUGGCAGCCAUCAGUCGGGAGUGCCUGCAAGGACUGGAUUUUCUUCACUCCAACCACGUGAUCCACCGAGAUGUGAAGAGCAGCAACAUCCUUCUCAGAACCGAUGGCUCUGUCAAGCUGGCUGAUUUUGGCCUCUCUACUGAGUUCACUCCUGAGCAGAGUGGAGGGUGCUGGGUAGCUGGGACUCCUUGGUGGAUGGCACCUGAAGUGGUGACAGGUCAACCAUAUGGCCCCAAAGUGGACAUAUGGUCUUUUGGAAUUGUGGGAUUUGAAAUGGUAGAUGGAGAACCCCCUUACUGGAACCAAAGUCCUGCCUUGGUUAAACACCUGAUAGCCUCAAUAGGGACCCCACAGCUGCGGCAGCCCAACCUGUUUUCACUUUGUCUGCGUGACUUCCUGAGCUGCUGCCUGCAGACAGAUGAGGCACGGCGCUGGUCUGCCAAGGAUCUCCUGCAGCAUCCAUUUGUAGUAUCAGCCAAGCCAACAUCCAUCCUGGCACCACUUAUUGUCUCAGUGAAGAAGAAGAGGAAGUAGGAGACGAGAAGGUAACAAUUAUGUCCAGGAUGUUAGGACUGGAAUUAAAUAAAGUUUCUGAAACAUCAA
This is a messenger RNA of Passer domesticus (house sparrow), 1866 nucleotides long. RefSeq names its product serine/threonine-protein kinase PAK 3-like. Gene Ontology annotation, molecular function: ATP binding; protein serine/threonine kinase activity. The transcript has 13 exons. Lineage: Eukaryota; Metazoa; Chordata; Aves; Passeriformes; Passeridae. The record is from RefSeq and is a predicted model, not a curated record. Gene Ontology annotation, cellular component: cytoplasm. Gene Ontology annotation, biological process: intracellular signal transduction; regulation of actin cytoskeleton organization; regulation of axonogenesis. Bases 1 to 1797 code for a protein of 598 amino acids.